AUGCCGCCAAACGAUCUUUCGGCAGGCCGUAUCACCUCGGUUAUUCCGUAUUUCGGAUAUGCAAGACAAGACCGCCGACCGCGUAAUUCGCGCGUACCGAUAACCGCCAAGCUCGUGGCUUCAUUGAUCGGCACCGCCGGUGCCGACCGCGUGCUCACCAUGGACCUGCAUGCCGAUCAGAUUCAGGGGUUUUUUGAUAUUCCCACCGACAACGUAUAUGCAAGGCCAGUUAUCAUCGGCGACUUGUGGAAACACCGUCCAGAAAAUCUUACCAUCGUCUCGCCUGACGUCGGCGCGGUGGUUCGAGCUCGUUCGAUCGCAGAGCAGCUUGAAGCGCAGUUUGCGAUUGUCGACAAACGAAGGCCUAGGCCCAAUGUAGCGGAAGUCAUGAAUGUCAUCGGCGAUGUCGAAGGACGCACCUGUGUAUUUAUUGACGAUAUCGUGGACACUGCCAGCACACUGUGCGAAGCUGCGCAAGUGCUCUCCCAGAAAGGCGCGCUGGCAGUGAAAGCCUAUUGCACGCACCCAGUUCUGUCAGGAAACGCCAUAGAACGCAUAAACGACUCGACUAUGGAUGAACUUGUGGUGUGUAAUUCAAUAAAUCUUUCCGAGAAAGCACAAAAGUGCAAUAAAAUUCGUCAACUCGAUGUAUCGCAAUUGAUCGGAGAAGCAAUUCGUCGGAUUUCUAUCGGAGACUCUGUCAGUUCAAUCUUUGUAGACUAG
Messenger RNA from Geodia barretti, 723 nucleotides. The record is from the annotation of a GenBank genome assembly. Lineage: Eukaryota; Metazoa; Porifera; Demospongiae; Tetractinellida; Geodiidae.